Camellia sinensis is the source of this 1059-nucleotide messenger RNA. The record is from RefSeq and is a predicted model, not a curated record. NCBI's taxonomy places the organism in Eukaryota, Viridiplantae, Streptophyta, Magnoliopsida, Ericales, Theaceae.
UCCACUCACUCCAAGAUGCUUCUUUCUGUGGGUGUUAAAUACCAUAUUCCACUCUGUUACAACUCAUUUGGCCUUUUUUUUUUAAUGUACUGUUGCUCGUAAAAAAUUUCAUAUUUUACACAAAUGAAUUGUGUGGAUUUGGAGAUCUAUAUAUAAAGGCAAGUUGGGAUGGUAGUGCAACAGUACUUAUUUGGCACAUUGGUCAUAUUUUUCUUUGGGAAAAAGCAAAUCAUAAUAUGGGUGGGUUAGAUGAUUACAUGCCAGCACUGGCUAUGUUUGGAUUGCAAGUCGGUUAUGCAUUGCUUACUCUCUCAACCACGGCUGCUCUCUUGCAAGGAAUGAGCCCUAGGAUUUUUGUUGUCUACAGGCAAGCCAUUGCUACUUUGGCCAUUGCUCCUCUAGCUUAUUUCACAAGGAGAAAAACUAGUAGGUCAUGUUUGGGGUUGAAGAGCUUUUCCUUGAUAUUUUUGGCUUCUCUUGUUGGUGUUACAAUCAACCAGAACAUCUACUUUGAGGGAUUGUACAUGGCUUCAUCUUCAAUGGGAAGUGCAAUGGGAAAUCUAGUCCCCGCCAUAACUUUUGUAAUAGCAUCUUUUAUCGGGAUAUGGCUGGUGCCUGAAACAAUGGUUAUUGCAAGGACAACUGUUGUCAAAGCUGAAAGAAGAUACUUAGUUUCUGAGGCUUAUAAUCCCAAACUUAAGCUUGUAAGCAAUGAAGUUUUAAAGGCUCAUCAUCCCAAACGAACACAAGAUGAAUCAGCAGCAGUAAAAACAAGGAAUAUAUUUCUACCGAGGGCCUCUCCGAAGUCAAUAAACCAAAAGGUUGCAAAGUCUAACAAAAAAUAUUUCAUGGUUAUGGGAAUUAAUACAGCUUUUAGUAGCCAAAAGCGAAGAGAUUCCCUGCGGGAGACGUGGAUGCCCCAAGGUGAGAAAAGAAGGAAGCCAGAGGAAGAGAAGGGCAUUGUCAUAAGCUUUGUUAUUGGUCACAGGUACGAAUUAGUAUAUGCUUUUCAGAGCUGAUAUUAGCUAAUUGCAUACGUAUGUGGUUUUUAGUUGUGGU